AUGGACCAGGGCUUUCUGCAGGUCGCGCAACUGUCCCUGCUUGUCUUCGACGAGUGCCAUCGGGCCAAGGGCAACCAUCCCAUGGCCGCGAUCAUGGCAGACUUCGUGCAGCACGCGCCGGAAAGCCAGCGGCCUCGAAUUCUGGGCCUGACAGCCAGCUUCUUCGACGGAGCGAUGAAGAACAGAAAGCAGGUGGAGAAGCACCGUUUGGAGCUGGAGCUGCGGCUUCUUUCCAGCAUCUACAGCCCUGACCUGCCCGAGGAUGCUGCAGCGCCUGCAG
Molecule: messenger RNA, 280 nt
Organism: Symbiodinium necroappetens
Lineage: Eukaryota; Dinophyceae; Suessiales; Symbiodiniaceae
Source: the annotation of a GenBank genome assembly